AGACACGGUCAGUACAGAGGACGGACGUGCAGCAGACAGCCGGUAGGAGAGGUCAUCAUCACCGUGUUCAGCACCAGACCUGAGACAGACGGCUGUUCUCCAGUCCGGGCCUGAUAAAACAGGCUGUUUAUACUGUUAUAAAGCAUCAUGAACAGGCCUGUCUGUUGACCUUCUGGUAACAUCACUGAAGAUGCUCCAUGCGUGUUGCUCUGUGCUAGAAGAUGGCCGAGUCGGAUGGCGGGGAUUUUGCUUCCAAACAGCCGCAGAGCAGUAUGGCUAACAAGAAUAGCACCCUGCGCUGUACAUUCUCGGCCUCAAGCCACAGCGCCACCCUCCUCCAGGGCUUGUCGGUCUUGCGGGCUCAGGGCCAACUGCUUGACGUUGUGCUGGCCAUCAAUGAGGAGCGCUUCCAGGUCCACAAAGCUGUGCUGGCCGCCUGUAGUGAUUACUUCAGAGCAAUGUUUACCGGAGGCAUGAGGGAGUCAAAUCAGGACACCAUUGAGCUGAAGGGUCUGUCCGCCCGCGGGUUGAAGCACAUCAUUGACUUUGCCUACAGUGCAGAAGUCACUCUAGACCUGGACUGUAUUCAGGAUGUCCUCGGAGCAGCGGUGUUUCUGCAGAUGGUCCCAGUCGUGGAGCUCUGCGAAGAGUUCCUCAAGUCAGCGAUGAGCGUGGAGACUUGCCUGCACAUCGGCCAGAUGGCCACCACCUUCAGCCUGUCUUCCCUCAAAGAGUCGGUGGACGCAUUCACCUUCCGCCACUUCCUCCAGAUUGCGGAGGAGGAGGACUUCCUGCACAUUCCCAUGGAGCGCCUCGUCUUCUUCCUGCAGAGCAACAAGCUGAAGAACUGUAGCGAAAUCGAUCUCUUCCACGCCGCCAUCAGGUGGCUCCGGUACGACGAGUCUCGCCGGGCCCAAGCCAGCAGCGUCCUCUGCCAUGUGCGCUUCCCGCUCAUGCGCUCCUCGGAGCUUGUGGACAGCGUUCAGACGGUGGACAUCAUGGUGGAGGACGUGCUGUGCCGCCAGUAUCUCCUCGAGGCCUUCAAUUACCAGAUCCUUCCCUUCCGACAGCACGAGAUGCAGUCUUCACGGACACUCAUACGCUCUGACGUCUUGUCAGUCAUCACCUUUGGCGGGACGCCCUACACCGACAACGACCGCACCGUGAGCACUAAGGUGUACCACCUCCCUGACAUCGCUUCCCGCCAGUUCAAAGAGCUGACAGAGAUGGAGGCGGGGUGCAGCCACGCUUGCGUCGCCGUACUCGAUAACUUUGUGUACGUCGUCGGUGGACAGCACUUACAGUACCGCAGCGGCGAGGGGGCGGUGGACAGCUGCUUCCGCUACGACCCGCAUCUGAGCCUGUGGCUGCGCAUCCAACCUUUGCAGGAGGCUCGUAUCCAGUUUCAGCUCAACGUGCUGCGCGGACAGCUGUACGCCACUGGAGGGCGCAAUCGAUCCGGCAGUCUGUCAUCUGUAGAGUGUUACUGCCCAAAGAAGAAUGAGUGGACUAAUGUGGAACCAUUAAAACGCAGGAUUUGGGGUCACGCAGGGACACCCUGUGGAGAAAAGCUGUAUAUCUCAGGGGGUUACGGCGUCUCGUUGGAGGACAAGAAGACUCUUCACUGCUACGACCCGGCGUCAGACCAGUGGGACUUCAGAGCUCCCAUGAAUGAACCCAGAGUGCUGCAUGCCAUGAUCAGCACCAGGGAUCGUGUUUAUGCUCUGGGCGGUCGCAUGGACCACGUGGACCGUUGUUUUGACGUGCUCGCGGUCGAGUAUUACAUUCCAGAGAACGACCAGUGGACCACCGUCAGCCCCAUGAGAGCAGGCCAGUCUGAGGCAGGCUGCUGCUUACUGGACAGGAAGAUCUACAUCGUCGGAGGUUACAACUGGCACCUGAACAACGUCACGAGCAUCGUGCAGGUGUACAACACAGAGACAGACGAGUGGGAGAGGGAUUUACACUUCCCAGAAUCCUUUGCUGGCAUUGCUUGUACACCAAUUAUUAUUCCACAAAACACUACACAACGCUAACCCUCUGACCUGUGACUGUGAAGAUUUUAUUCCAUGUGCUCUUUCUGCCGACCGUUGAGUCAACACAUUAUGUAAGCUACUGUGUGUGCGUGCGUGCGUUCAUUCAUUUGAAGGAAUGACCUGAAAAGCUACAAAGCAACAUUACUCAGAUUAGUGUAUUAUUUUCUGUCUUUGUCUUGUUUUGGACAAGAUGUGUUUAAUCAACAGACAAACCUUCAUUAAUGGAGUAAAUUUUGAUUCGAAAUUUCUUUCAUGUGAAAACUCUUAAGGAUCUGAAACCGAUUAUGAAACCGAUACCAACUUUUGAAAUUACAAUUUUGAUGCGUUCUAGGGGAAAAGCCUAUAGCAAGUUGAUGCUCCUGUGUGAAUUCUAUAAUGAAUUGACUGGUAUUAUCUCCAAAUGAACUGUGAAGAUAUAAGUUCUCUUCCAGAGUAGCAUUACCUACAUUUUAUAGCACUUCUUAUCUGAAAGAUAAUCAUAAUUCAGUCUGUAAAGGUGUAAUUUUACCAAUCAAGGGCUGAAGUUACAGACGGCACAAAUUCUCUCAUUUUUGAAUGAAAGUUUGCAACGGUCAACUUUUAUAACAUUAGACAUUUUGAUUGUACAGUUGUGAAUGUUUUAUUCGUCUGCUCCUUUUUAUGUUGUAAUAUUUUCUUUAUUAUCAUUUUAUUAUUCAACCAUGAUGACUGAAAAUCUCACUGUUUUAUGUCUUCUCAAAUGUACUAACCAACAAACCACAAUGCACAGUAAUGAUUGCACAAAUGAACACGAGUAGUGUUUGUGUUUUAACUUAGAAUCACAUAUUCCAUGUGGAUGUUAUUAAUGUGUGUGUGUGUUUUUUAUUGCUACUGCCCUUGUGUUUCCUGAGCUGAACCCCCUACUGGCACAUUAAUUGUUCUCUCAGUCAACACAACAAACCAGUUUGGACCUCUUAAGGCAGCUACAUAAAUCAUUCAUGUGUGCGUCAAGUGUAAUGUCAGUGUGUGCUGCUCUUUAUGUUAAACAACUGUACCACACACUCUUUUGUCCCCUGACUAACACAGUAUGGGGAUACAGGUUAUGUGUAUUAAUGCAGAUUUAAUAUAUAAACUAUCCUCAAAAAAUCAAAUCCACAGAAAAGCUACUUAAAGUAUCCAUUGCUGCACUUUUGAAAGCCGUAUUUAUCAGACGUCUGAUUCUGCUGCUGACGUUAUCGAUGUACUUGAUGUGUGUAAGGAAGACGCAAGCUUAAAGUCUUUGUUUUUCCUUUUUAAAUGUGAUCAUCUACAUGAUGGUGUCCAUUUUAAACUCUGUCUCUCCCGUUGCCUUAGUGUGUGUUUGUCUUGUGUUACUUGUACCGGUAAAAGCACAUGAUAUCAUUAAAGUGCAAUAUAAAGGAAACCGCUGUCGUCAAAGGGGAAUGUAGACAUUUGUGAAGCUUUAUGUGCAUCCUUUAUUAAAGGUGUGUCUUGUUUUAAAAAUA
This is a messenger RNA of Sebastes umbrosus (honeycomb rockfish), 3499 nucleotides long. It is a transcript of the gene klhl26, whose product is annotated as kelch-like family member 26. The coding region runs from base 222 to 2036 and encodes 604 amino acids. Lineage: Eukaryota; Metazoa; Chordata; Actinopteri; Perciformes; Sebastidae. The transcript has 3 exons. The record is from RefSeq and is a predicted model, not a curated record. Gene Ontology annotation, molecular function: protein binding.